CCUCCCGAAGCAGUUCCGGUUCGGAUUCGAGCGGCUGCCGGCGCGGUUGAGACGAGGGCCGGCCGGGGCAAUGCCUGCGCGCAGCCGCCACCGCCCCAGGGUCCACUUCGGCUCUCCUACCCGGGCUCCACCGCCGCUUCUUGAGGCGUCUCACUACGGCGAGGCUCGGAGGGCGCCAGGUUCCGACAGCUGCUCAGACGCCGACUCGGAGGUGGGUCUGGGGAGCCCGACUCGGACCGCUGAGGCAGUGGAAGAGGAAAUGGCUUUUCCUAAUCAGCUCUGCAUUCGCCGCUGGACUACCAAGCAUGUAGCUGUUUGGCUGAAGGAUGAAGGCUUUUUUGAGUAUGUGGACAUUUUAUGCAAUAAGCACCGACUUGAUGGAAUCACAUUGCUAACGUUGACUGAAUAUGAUCUCCGGUCUCCUCCUCUGGAAAUCAAAGUCUUAGGGGACAUUAAAAGGUUAAUGCUGUCAGUCCGAAAAUUGCAGAAAAUACAUAUUGAUGUUUUAGAAGAGAUGGGAUACAACAGUGACAGUCCCAUGAGUUCCAUGAGCCCUUUCAUUAGUGCUCUUCAGAAUGCAGAGUGGCUCUGUAAUGGGGAACCUUCACACGACUGUGACGGACCCAUCACUGAUUUGAAUUCUGAUCAAUACCAGUAUGUGAAUGGUAAAAACAAACAUUCUAUUCGAAGAUUGGACCCAGAGUAUUGGAAGACCAUAUUGAGUUGUAUAUAUGUUUUUAUAGUGUUCGGAUUUACAUCUUUCAUAAUGGUUAUAGUCCACGAGCGAGUGCCUGACAUGCAGACCUAUCCACCACUCCCGGAUAUAUUCUUAGACAGCGUUCCUAGAAUUCCAUGGGCCUUUGCCAUGACAGAAGUAUGUGGCAUGAUUCUGUGCUAUAUUUGGCUCCUGGUUCUUCUUCUUCACAAGCACAGGUCAAUACUUCUGCGAAGGCUUUGUAGUCUGAUGGGCACUGUAUUCUUGCUUCGCUGCUUUACCAUGUUUGUGACCUCCCUCUCCGUGCCAGGACAGCACCUACAGUGCACUGGAAAGGUAUAUGGCAGUGUAUGGGAGAAAUUACACCGGGCCUUUGCCAUUUGGAGUGGCUUUGGUAUGACCCUAACUGGCGUUCACACUUGUGGAGAUUACAUGUUCAGUGGCCACACAGUCGUCCUAACUAUGCUGAAUUUCUUUGUCACUGAAUAUACACCAAGAAGCUGGAAUUUCUUGCACACUUUAUCCUGGGUUCUCAACCUCUUUGGAAUCUUCUUCAUUUUGGCUGCCCAUGAACAUUAUUCCAUUGAUGUGUUUAUUGCCUUUUAUAUCACAACGAGACUCUUUUUGUACUACCAUACUCUAGCCAAUACCAGAGCAUAUCAGCAGAGUAGGAGAGCAAGAAUUUGGUUUCCCAUGUUUUCUUUUUUUGAAUGCAAUGUUAAUGGUACAGUCCCAAAUGAAUAUUGUUGGCCAUUUUCAAAACCAGCAAUAAUGAAAAGACUAAUUGGAUGAAGACUGUCUUUGUAAUGUGUUCAUGAUUAAAUAUACAGUCGUUGUUGAAAGUGAGUAACUUUGCUUUCUCCCCCUAGGUUGUUCCUGGAUGUCUUGCUUUUUGGCCUGUAUGUUGACAAAGUAAAGUUCCCUGUCCUGAGCAAGGCUGUGAUUAUAGCAAGCAAGAAAGAAUAAUUAAGAGUCCUUAGGUAUCUGUUUGAACAGAAAACUUAAGUAGAUGUCUUCUGCCCCUUCUCUUUAGGCAGACUUAAUGUUAUGAUUGAAGUCAGUCUCUUACCUUUACCUAUUGAGCUUAAGCAAAUCAACUUAAGCAAUUUGCUGGUUGAAAGAUUUUUUUUUAAAUUUCCAGUAGGACUCUAGUCAAGAAAUAAUAAUAAUAAUUUUUUAAGCUCCUUAUUUUCUUCAAACGAAAAACCCCUACCAAGUGAGCAGUACUUGUUCUUUGAACUAAUCUCUGUGUCUUUCUAAAAAACGCAACUCUGGAAAGUGAUCCUUUUUACUAACAAAUUAAUUUUUGCCUUCUGAACCAUCCUUAAGAAAAGUAUACUGAAUAUACCAGGAUCCCUGAAACAAGAAGAGAAUGAAAGGGGCCAUACAUAAGGUGACAGAGUACAAAUAUAGUGCUGGUAUUUUUCACCAAAAUCAACAAAAGGUGCAGUUCCUAUUUUGUUCUGAGGGUUCAGUAUGAUCAUCAGUAAGUAUGCAUGAGGGGAAAAUGGCUGCAUCCAUAAAAAUAAAAUUGGCUUAAUUUUAGUGAUGAAAGUACCUGGAAUAACUUUGUGCUAUGACUAUUAGCUAGACAGAUGACAGCCCAAUUUUAUGCUUUUUAAUGGUGUUAUUUAAUGAGCAAAAUAAUGGAGUGUUUUAUCAGAUGUUAAAGUUCUGUGUCCUUAAGUAGGGAGGUAUGCAUGCAAAUUUUUCUCUUUCUGAAGUUUAUAACAGGUUGCAGGCAUUGUGUAACUUUUUGGUUUUUGAAAUUUCUCAUUCUUGGCCAUCAGAACUAAGCCAUCUCAGACAUAUUUGGAUAUGAAAAGGUUUUGUUGUUUUUUAUUUUUAAAACAAUUGUGUACAUACAUUCUUUCUAUUUAGUUUUAAUUUGGCAGUCAGGAGUGAUAUAACUUAGUUGCUGUUUACAACACUAGAAAUUUAGUACCUUAAGUAAUUUGACCUCUGUGAUUACAUUUGUCACUUUACUUUUAAUGAUUUUGUACAGUAGUUUUGAGAGUAGGGUGGUUCUAGAAUUAGACUUUGAACCCCAGCUGAUGAGGUUAGCCACUUGGAAUAUUAACUGUGUAGCUUUUACAUUCUGUUUUAAAACAAGGAGUUAAAAAGGUGCUGGCAUAUUGAGGUCUAAAAUUAGGCCACUUAGCAGAAACCUGCUCCUUAAAUGGUGAAAUAUUUUAUUUUUGCACUUUGAGUCAUAUUCCUACCCCAUAUAAGCUACGGAGGAGCCUGAAUGGAUUGGGCAGGAAACAAAUAUAAUGCAAACAAGUUGCAGCUAGUGCUGAGUGAUCCCAAUUUGGGUGUACUCUGAACAUUAUUUUUUAUUUUUCACUUGAGAAAAUGGCACAAGGCAAUUUAAGUUUUAUUAUGCUUUUAAAUCUCAUACUUUAGAAUCUGGUAACAUCUUCAAUAAUUGUUGAUUCUUUUACAUGCUGGGGAUGAAAAUGCCAACAUUUCAUCUAAGGAAAUUGCAUAAUCAUGAAGGGUGAAGGAUGUUUCCUAUGCAGUUAGAGUCUUUGACCCUUGAGGUCAAAAGAUAUGUAACUCCCAUUUUUUUCCAGAUGACAGAAGAGGACUGAAUUUAGCUAGGGAGGGACUGGCGUUGGCUUUUGGGAAAAUGUUUGAGAAAAAAUCCAUGGCAACAUUAAGUCAAGAAUGUUGAAUAGCUACUUAAUGGUAAAUUUCCUAACAUCAAUCUUCUUUCCUUCGUGUGGAUUUUAUUCUAGAACAAAAUAGAAAAAAAAAUUGCAACUAACUUUGCAGACUUAUUGAUACUGAGAGUGCCUAAUAGCAGACUGCAAUGAGGAUUGUAAAAUAACUUCCCACACUUACAUUUAUCAUAUCUGUUUUGAGGAAAAGGUAAGCUAGAUUUAUAAUUUAUUGUUAUAACUAUUACAGGGCAUUGUUUACAUAUAUUAAUCAUCUCCAGGUCUCUUCCUUGGAAAACUUUGAGACAAAAUUCUUUUCCAUUUCUUUUUGUAAUAACCUAUAGUUUUGUUGCUUUUUGUUUUGUCCAGAAAUUUCCAGAUUUUGUCUUUGUAUUUUUUUCUUGUUAAAACCAUAUUGAAGGUAGGAUAUACAUUUUGGGUGUGAAUAUGGCUAGGUAGAGAAGCUACAUGCCUUAGAUCUACAUAUUUUUUACCUUGUCUACAGUUGGAAACGUGUGAGAGGCUUACAUCAUUAAACACUGAGAUUUCAGUAUAGAAGGAACCAAGGUUUUUUGUUUGGGGAUGCAAACUGGGGGUUAUACUGAAAGUCCUCCAUGCAAUUUCUGUCUUCCUAGGGGCAGCGUUACCUGUUUUUUUCUUUUUUUCCUUUCUUUUUUUUUUUUUAAUCCCAUGAAGAGCAGCAUUACUGAAGGGUAAUUGAAGUUUCUAAUCAGGUUUAGAAGAAGGCAAGUUUGCUAUUAUCACCAGAUAAUUUGGGAGAAACCUUUUUUGGCUGCAGAAUUUUCAACAUGCCUAUUUUCUCCAUAGUUCUCUGUGGCCAGAAUUGCUAGAAUAAAAAUACAACUUCCAUAUGCUAGAUCUAUUUAUUAGUAUCCCUUUAAAUCAGAAAGCAAUGAGCUUAGCCAUGGACCCAGUCAGUUAAAUAAGUGUGGACUGUUCACAGGAAGAACCCCAUGCUAGAGACCUGCUGAUAGUGUAACUCUGACACUGCACAUGGCAUUCUUCCCUACCCUGUACCUGCCUGAGUGUUGUUACUUAGAAUUCUAAAAAUCUUAUAAUUUUGUAAAUCAUAAGGACAGAGGCAUCACAUCCUUUUAUAGCUGAUAUGAAACCAUGUGUUCUAAGGAAACCUGUUUGGAAUGUGUUAUUUAUAUAUUCAAAGUCAUAAUCAUAACACUAACCUGCUUUGAUGGUAUUAGUAAAAAGCAAUUUCAUCAUCAGUUUCAUAGUAAACUUUUUUUUAAGGAUUCUUGUUCCAUAAUGUUUGAGAACAUUAACCAUAUUCUUUUUUUAAACUCUCUAAUCUAAUAAGUUUAAUUCUUUGAUAGUCUUCUUGUAGACUUAAGUUACCCCUUACUAAAAGUAAUUAUGGUAAUAGUCAUUUGUCAGUUCUUUACGGUAUUCAGGCAUUUGAGACAGGAAAACUCUUUUUUUACGAUAGUCCCAUGGCUUUCUUAAACAGUAUUGGUUUCAUUCAGAUAGUUUCAGAGCCAACAAAGCAUGUCAGCUUUAAUGCCAUCUUUACUUUGGCAGUUAAGACAGUUUGCAUUUGUAAAAUGUUUUAAUCUGAAUUACCCCACACUGCUGUAGAGGAAAAUUCUUAAUAACACCAAAAGUCAGACUGCUACAGGUGAGCAAUGAGAAAGGAAAGAGGUUGAGGGUAUUUUCUUUCUCUGUCUUUGAGUAGCUUUGAAUGGCUGAAAUUACUAUGGAAGUAGGUUUUGUUUCCCCUCUCACCUAUCCCUCACCCCCAGCAAAUGCCACCAAUUUCAAGUAUCUAAAAUAUGGCCAGUUAUUUUGCAUCAAGUUCAAUGAAAACAUCUGUGAAAUCUAUAAUCCAGCUCCCCAAAAAGUUGGUUUUUUAGAAUAUGUUCUACCCUAAAUUGACCAAAGGAUUUUAUUCAGUGUACUCCAUGUUUAAGCAUAAGGGAGCUUUGUGCCUAAUAUGGAAGGAGAAGGAAUACUAUGUUAAUUUUGUUGUUAUUUCAGGUCUGUUUCAAUCUGAACUACUGGGUUGUCUGAACUAGCCAAGCAAUGUUACCAGUUAGUAAUAUCAUCUUUAAAAUGCUUAAUUUUAAUAAUUUUUUAUUCAAAGAAUCUAUGGAUUGUUAAGACAGUUGAAGUAUUUCUGAUAUGAAACAAAGGGAGUGGAAACUGGUACUUAAUGGGGGAAGCAAAAUUAGCUUGGGCUAAAGUGGGCAUGUUUUGUUUUAAGAAUGCUACCUAAAUGUCACCCAAUCUGCAGAGAUACUAGUAUUACUUGAAGAUGUGAAAGUUCCUGUGGUAGCCAUACCUUGAAGCACAGUGUUGUAUAUAAGUAAAUAUCUUGAUUCUAAAUUAAAUCCAGAUUUCACUAAUAUAUAUUAUUUUAUAUCUUUGUUGUAUUAAAAUGUUUAAAAACACUAAAAAUAAAACAUUUGAAAGUUGGA
Messenger RNA from Aethalodelphis obliquidens (Pacific white-sided dolphin), 5828 nucleotides. RefSeq names its product sterile alpha motif domain containing 8 (gene SAMD8). Gene Ontology annotation, cellular component: plasma membrane; endoplasmic reticulum membrane; Golgi membrane. The transcript is spliced from 6 exons. The coding region runs from base 71 to 1507 and encodes 478 amino acids. The record is from RefSeq and is a predicted model, not a curated record. Gene Ontology annotation, molecular function: ceramide cholinephosphotransferase activity; sphingomyelin synthase activity; protein binding. NCBI's taxonomy places the organism in Eukaryota, Metazoa, Chordata, Mammalia, Artiodactyla, Delphinidae. Gene Ontology annotation, biological process: ceramide biosynthetic process.